UCUGUAAACAAAGCGCUACGAGGUUGAACGCGGUAUCAAAGAAACUGAAGCAGGCACAUCAUGUCAGAUUGGUCACGUCCUCUGACCGUGUCCUCGGUUCACUGUGGGUUAUAAUGGGAGGACUGGUGUCCACUGGGCUGCAGACAGACACGCGCGCGCGCACAACACACAGGUGGACUGGUCAGACAGGUUUUUGACUCUGAACGUCUUUUGUUCAGUCUGAAGGCGAUGUAGAGAAGUUAUCAUGAAGACGGUCACGACUGCAGCGCUUCUGUAUUUGUGCUUGUGUGCAACAGUGGCAGUUUCGGACGACAGCGACACCGAAACGGCACUGACAGCAGCACCGGGCGACGUCGCUCUACUUCCGUGUUACACCGCCGGUAAUGUGACACCGUCUCUAACGACGUGGUUGAAAGAUGGAGAAGAAGUUAUCAGAGGCGGCGACCCUUCUUCUGCCGCGACCCCCGCGUCUCCCGCAGCCCAGCGGCUCACGGUGCUGCGGGACGGCAGCCUAAACAUCAUGAAGGUGAUCCGUGGAGAUGAAGGCACCUACCUGUGCAGCUCCACAUUACCUGGCAACAACACCUUCCACGCACGUGUCCUGCUUCAAGUCGCCAGUAGUCCAGAAAUUGCAUCUAUGUCCAUUGGCCCAGCCACUGCUCUGUCCAACGGGACACUCAUCGUCUACCAGGGCGCGACUGUCUUCUUCAACUGCUCCGGCUACUCCUACCCAUCUCAGCGUCUGAUCUGGGGCUUUUACGGAGCCUCGUUCACCAACAUGUCACUCAUUGGAACGCUUGGAUCCUGGCUGGACUACAGGAUAGAAGACAUCCAGCCCAGUGCUCAGGGAGAUUAUCGCUGCAGCGCCCACAACACCGUCUCUCAUCAGACCGUUGACAAUAGCUCACAGCUGCUGGUUUACUAUGCCCCGGACCGGCACCCAGAGUGUAUGUGGACACCAGCUCAGGACCCAUCCCAUAUCCAUUUCAACUGCACCUGGUUUGGAGCAUAUCCCACCCCAACUCUGCUCUUGGGGGAAGACCGAGGCGAACAAGGAGCUCGCAGGAAGGAACACAUUUAUGCAACACAAGUGACGGACAGUCUGUCAGUGACUCUGAACCGUUCCCUGCUGUCCGCUGGCCAGACUGUGUGGUGCAUGGGCCAGCACCUGACACUCGCUCCAGGGAAGGAGAAGUCGUGUUCCCUUACCCUCAAGCUUCCGUACCCUGAAGGUCAGCCGAUAGCCACGGCACUGGAGGGGACCAGCAUAACACUAACCUGCUCCGAGUCCGUGUCCAUGCCCCCUGCAAGAACCACAUGGAGAAGGGGGCUGCAGCAGGAAAACAUUGUUCCCGGGUCGAAGUAUGUCCUGUCUGAGGAAGGCCCUGUCCUCAAGCUGACCAUACUCAACAUCAGCAAGGACGACGAAGGCGUCUACUUCUGCCGGAGCGAGAACACCCUUAACGUCACCGAGCUGGAAGUCUACCUCACUGUGAAAACCUCCUCCACAUACACAGGAGUGAUCAUCGGCAUCUUUAUAGCCGCUCUGAUCGUGGGAUCAACCGCCAUCAUCGCCAAAACCAUUUUCUCCAACCGACAUCGAAUUUGCCUUGGUGGUGGCUUUGGGCAAGUGGAGGACAGAGGAGAUGUGCUGGAUCUGGUGGAAUCCGAUGAUGAGCAGAUCUUUCAAGAUGCCGUUCCCCGGCUUCCCCCAAUAACCAACGGAAAUCACACGACACUCGUCCAGAUACACCGGAUCCCAUCGAGUGACCAUGAAGAUGCAAGUGGUGACACAAGCCCACACAAGCAGGAAGAUACUGUACAAAAAGAAGAGCCAGUGGAACUUGUAACAUUUUAGGCUAUUAGGGUUUUUUUUAUAUUAUUUUAAUUUUGGGGUAAAAAACAUUUACUCCCAAUGACGGUGUGAACAGAACCAGAAGAUGUGUAAAAAAAAAAAAAAAUGUUUUUUGUUUUUUUAAUGGGGUUGUGACUAUUUUAAAUUUUAUGUCGGUUUUUUUUUCUUGUACAGCAAUUUGAAUAUGUUGCUUUGUUACUUAAUGCAGCAAGUGAAGUUGUUCAAUAAAAGAUGUGAUCGUUGCUGUUUAUUGGUUAGUGGUGACAUGGUGGACCGUCCGCUAACUUACACCUGAUUCAUACAUAGAUCUACAUCCGUCUCCACCCCUGUAACUAUGACAUAUGUCAGUUUGACACUCAUCAUCGUGUCUAAGAAUCCAACUUUUCUCACCUAAAUUAAAUGACUUUAAUCAAGGUAAUCCAUUGAUAGUGUUCCUUAUGUUUCAAUAGUUACAUAUAUAAUCAGUCCGAAUGUAUACAGCUAUACUUUGAAGUGAAGUCAAAGAUAGUGUUUCCAUUAAUUUUUUGUUGCAUUUAACAUACAAAGAUAAGUCGGUGAGUUGUUAAUUUAGAAAAAUGUUAAAAGGAGAAAAAAAUCCAGCCAAAUUAUUAGUUUGGAUGUAAUUCAUCUAUGUUUGUAAAGGCAGUGGGACUGAGACAUUCACUAUUAUGGUACCUUACAUAAAUGAAUAGUCUUUAUAUGUCUUUGUUAUCUUUUCCCUGACCAUGUUUUUCUUUUGUUUGACAAAGUUGUUGAAUAAUUCUGUGUAUACACCAUGUCUGGCCUUAUAUUUGAUUGUAUGUGUCAGAAGAGUUAAUGCAAUAAAUAAUUUAAAUUAUGAA
Solea solea (common sole) is the source of this 2697-nucleotide messenger RNA. RefSeq names its product V-set and immunoglobulin domain containing 10 (gene vsig10). The transcript has 9 exons. Lineage: Eukaryota; Metazoa; Chordata; Actinopteri; Pleuronectiformes; Soleidae. The record is from RefSeq and is a predicted model, not a curated record. Bases 245 to 1858 code for a protein of 537 amino acids.